Messenger RNA from Scomber scombrus (Atlantic mackerel), 2050 nucleotides. RefSeq names its product denticleless E3 ubiquitin protein ligase homolog (Drosophila) (gene dtl). The coding region runs from base 77 to 2050 and encodes 657 amino acids. Gene Ontology annotation, molecular function: protein-macromolecule adaptor activity; protein binding. Gene Ontology annotation, biological process: proteasome-mediated ubiquitin-dependent protein catabolic process; mitotic G2 DNA damage checkpoint signaling. NCBI's taxonomy places the organism in Eukaryota, Metazoa, Chordata, Actinopteri, Scombriformes, Scombridae. The transcript is spliced from 15 exons. Gene Ontology annotation, cellular component: nucleus. The record is from RefSeq and is a predicted model, not a curated record.
AAAGCUGAAGAUCUAGCGAAUUUCUGAGUAUUAUAAAGAAAGUUUAUAUCAGAUCGUCUUCUGCUGCAGUGUAGGGAUGCUGUUCCGCUCAGUUGUUGACAGACGAGUCGGCAGACGAAGGCAGAACGCCCUUCCUGCAGAUCCCUGGCCCAAAUACCCUCUGAGCUCUUUGCUAGCGGGCUACCAGUGUGUUCGCCAUGAUGAGCACGUCUCCUAUGGCAAUCUGGGUGAAUCCGUGCCACCGUUUGGACUGGCUUUCUCUUCUGCGGGGCAUUUGCAGAAUAUCCUUGCAGCGGCUAAUGAAGAAGGCAUUGUGAGGAUCUACAACACAGAGAGCCGUGAAAACCCGAUACUUAAAGAAUGGCUGGCCCAUGAGAAUGCCGUCUUUGACAUAGCGUGGGUACCAGGGGAGGCUCAGCUGGUAACUGCUGCAGGUGACCAGAUGGCCAGGUUGUGGGAUGUGAAGGCAGGGGAGAUGUUGGGCAGCUUCAAGGGUCACCUCUGCAGCCUCAAGUCUGUUUCAUGUGCACCACAGGAGAAAGCUGUGUUCUGCACUGGAGCCAGAGAUGGAAAUAUUAUGGUUUGGGACACCAGGUGCAGCAAAAAAGAUGGAUUCUACAGACAGGUGAAACGGAUCAGUGGUGCUCACAACAAAGCAGAGACAAACUCUCUGUCUAAAACAAAGAAGAGGCGGCCCAUCAUGCGUGGCAUGGCUCCCAGCGUGGACACCCAGCAGAGUGUCACAGUGGUUUUGUUUCGGGAUGAACACACCCUCAUCUCUUCUGGGGCUGUGGAUGGAGUAAUCAAGGUGUGGGAUCUGAGGAAGAUGAAUGUGCACCGUUAUGAUCCGGUCCCACUGCAGACCUAUGCAUACCCGGGUUCUUCUAUGCGCAUGCGAUUAGGUUAUUCCGGUCUUGUCCUGGACUCCACAAGAUCUAAUGUCAUGUGCAACUGCACUGACGACAACAUUUACAUGUUUAACGUCAGUGGAAUAAAAACAAGCCCAGUGGCCGUUUUCGGUGGGCACCAAAAUUCCUCCUUUUACAUCAAGUCCACAAUUAGCCCAGAUGACCAGUUCUUGGCCAGUGGUUCAAGUGACAAUCACUCAUACAUCUGGAAGAUCUCUGAUCCCAAACAUCCUCCAAUGAUGCUUCAAGGUCACAAUGAGGAGGUGACAUCGGUUGCCUGGUGCCCAAAUGAUUUCACUAAGAUUGCUUCCUGUUCUGAUGACCACACUGUGCGGAUCUGGCGGCUUCACCGGGAAAUGGACGGAGCCCAGUCUUCAGUGGGAGAGGCUAAUCUUGUAGGCUGGGCACGUCCUAAGUCUCCCUCAAGGCCUUCAAGCCAAACUGAGACAACCCCUGCCAAGAACCAGAGGACAGAGAGCCUUGGAGGACUGGCUUCACCCCAGCUAGCUGCCUGUGCACCCAGUGGGGCCGCCUUGCCUCUACCCUCCAGCACCACCUCACCAGUCCAUUCUCAGGACGCCAAAGCCACUCCUGUUCGCCAGAGAACUCCGUGCUCCAUUAAACAGUGGUUGUCCCCCAGUCACGGAUCUCCAAGUCAGGUCAGCCCGCAGCUCCGUAGGGUGCUAAGCCCUUGUUCCCAGAGCCCAGUGAGCAGCAGCACCUCUCCCACAGAACGGAGGGCCAAACGCAGGCUGGAGACCGGUGCCGGUUCAUCCGCCAGCUGCGAGGGUGCAGAGCAGUGCGACUGCGUUACAGAACUCUACCCCGCGGCCAAGAGAAGCCGAGCCCUGUCAGGCAUCUGCUGCCCUGCUCAGGAGAGCCGGGUAGAAGCAAACAGUCACACAGAGGACAAACAAGUCUCGUUAAGACAGAUUGGCAAGGAGAACUGCUCUCCCAGAGCGACGGACUGGUUGUCAGCGAUGGGCCAAAAGAUGAAGAAAGGUCACGGAGGCCCCAGUACUCCCCGAAGCCCCAGUGCCUCAAAGAAACUUGAAGGCAAGAUACCUGCUUCACCGAACACCCGCUCUCCACAAAACAUGAAGAAAAUCUCCACAUAUUUCACGAGAAGGCCCAAUGAGUGA